UGCUUUUAAUUGUUAUUUUUUUAAACACAACUUGUAAUAGGACUUGACUCUUUACCCCAACGACGUUCUGUUUUGAUGAGUAAAGUAAAGCAAUGGUAUUGUUCGACACACAGCUCGGGUGUUCAGAACCUUCAAUGGCAAUGGUAGAUCAGAGAUUCAGAAUAGAAUAGUGAUAGUGAUAACAGUGCCUUAACUCAAAUCUCUCUCUUUCUCUCUCACUCACUUGGGCUUCAAUGUCUAUCCUAAACCAGCUCUUCAAUAGAGGUGUAUUUGGUGCAAAAUGCAAAACAAGUUUGAAUUUGGCUAUCGCACGCAUCAAAUUGCUGCAAAACAAGAGAGAUUCACAGACCAAAAAUAUGCGCAAGGAGAUAGCUCAAUUUUUGCAGGCUGGCCAAGAAGCUAUAGCUCGAAUUCGGGUGGAGCAUGUCAUACGAGAACAUAAUAUAUGGGCUGCCUAUGAGAUUUUAGAGCUCUUCUGUGAAUUUAUUCUUGCACGUGUACCCAUUAUUGAUAACCAGAGGGAGUGUCCAAUAGAGCUGCAAGAAGCUAUAUCAAGCAUAAUAUUUGCUGCUCCUCGAUGUUCAGAUGUCCCAGAUUUGUUGCAUAUCAAGAAUUUGUUUAAUACGAAGUAUGGAAAGACAUUUGUCUCAUCUGUGUCUGAGCUUCGUCCUGAUUCUGGUGUAAACCGUACUAUAAUUGAAAAGCUUUCAGUUAGUGCUCCAUCUCCUGAGGUGAAGCUCAAAGUGUUGAAAGACAUUGCACGAGAGUACAAUCUGGAAUGGGAUUCUUCUAAUGCUGAAGCCGAACUUGGUAAAAGACAUGAAGAUUUGCUGGGUGGAUCAAAGCCAAUAAGUGGUGGAGCUGGACAGUUGCAGCCUCCCACAUAUCAGGGCUUGUUUAACUCAUCAAACUCCCAUGGGGCAAUUCCAACUUUGCCUAACCAUAUAAUACAAGAAUCUCAACAGCCUCGACUUCCAAAUUCUCCGAGUAAGAUGCCUUCAUCUGGUACUAAUGAAUUUCAAGCUUCAAUUAAAUAUGAUAAUGCAGCAGCAGCAGUUAGAGAUGUCAAAAUGGAGACAACAAGACUACAGACAUCCUCCGAUAUCUUGGAAAGAGCUAGAGCUGCGCUUGCCUCUGCAGAACGGGCGACUGCUUCUGCCCGAGCAGCUGCAGAGCUGGUGAAUGUUAAAUUUGGAUCAUUGAAGUCAGAGGAAGGAAGAUCAUCAUAGUUCAUGAUUUGAAGAACAGGUGGAAAGAAUACUAAGCUCUGGGUAUCCUGUGAUUUCAGUGUGGCAAAACUCUCCUGGUGGGACUUAAGGUAACCUCACUUUCUGCUUGUUAUUAGAGAAAGUGCAAAUGAUCAAGCUUUGUGAAUACCGUCGAUGUUUUGUAUGUUGGUUAUAUAUUAUAACAUUACAUUUUAUUUUAUAAUUUUCAAAUAGCAAGAUUUGAUUUA
Messenger RNA from Humulus lupulus (European hop), 1456 nucleotides. RefSeq lists its product as uncharacterized. Lineage: Eukaryota; Viridiplantae; Streptophyta; Magnoliopsida; Rosales; Cannabaceae. The transcript is spliced from 6 exons. Gene Ontology annotation, biological process: protein transport. Bases 234 to 1229 code for a protein of 331 amino acids. The record is from RefSeq and is a predicted model, not a curated record.